AUGGAAUCUGUAACCCAAGAAAAGAAAAAGCUUCGGAGUGUCAUCUGUUUCGAAGCGCAAGCACCAAGUGGUUACACCUUCAUUCCUGCAGGCAACCCGCAACUUACUUCAACGUCAAAAGUCAUUGAGUGGCGAGGGGAUGAUGAGAACGGCCAGACGGUCCUAGAGGAUGUUUUCCGUGAGGUGAUCGUUAUUUCAGACGACGAAGAUAGUGAAUCAGAAGAAGAUACGGCUGCUUCAGCAGGUCAUCGAAACGCCAGUGUGGAAAUACUUCCAAGCGAUACUCGGGCCCAAGAGAUCCGGUGUCAGCAUAUCAAUACCAACCCUCUAGGUCCGGAUCUUUCACGGGAACUAUCUGAGGAAGCUCCGCCUGGGUUCCGAUUUGUUACAAGAGCCCCAGCCACAGAGGCCAUCGACCGUCGCGGAUUUAACCGAUACAAAGCAUGGGCGCGCGCUGUCAAGGAAUAUAGAGAGGGUAUACAUGGCACAGUACAACCCAAGUACUCGGGUGCCCAGUCUGAACAGCAAAGCCCACGAUAUGCCGAGCAGCGCAUUACUGCUCAGGAAAUACCCCCUGCUAGGCGGCAAGAUAUAGUCCCCCAGCACACCGAGGUUCAUCGGCGAGUCCUUCCAGGCUCAGCCAGUAAUGAUAACCAAGCACAUCGAACACUCCCUAUUCCACUAAUGGACCGACAGGUGGCCAAAAGACAUGUAGGUGUCCAGGAAAACUAUCUUCACUCGGACGCCAAACAGAAUUACUCAACCCGUGAACUGAACGUCAGGCCAGCUGGACUAACUAAUCAAGAAUCGCCCGAGUUGCAAAUCCUAGAAGAACUCUCUGGACCUAGAAAUUUGAACAUAACUCACUCGCAGGAUGUUCCUCCCUUGAGGAUGGAGCCCAGAUUUCGACAGGAGAGACUGCCUCCUCAGUCGGAUAGGACCAACGCACCUGUGUUCGUCAGCGGACCAAAGGAAAACCGUCAGAAAUUGACCCCAGUGGGACGCCGCCCUGAUUCCGUCAGUUCCCCUCUCCUCAGGCCAGGCUCAAACACACAGGAUUCCGUCAUGCCCUCGAUUGAAAAUCCCAGGCCAUCAGAAAGCCGGCGGACUGACGGUGCGCAUCCUUUGGUAUAUAUGACCAACAAUAUGUCCCUCCGAUCGGUCACACCAGGACGUCCUCAGGGAGAGAUGAUGCAUCAACCCGGUGUCGUGGAUAAGGAAGGUGAAAGCGAACAUGCGAGCAAAAGAAGGCGUUUGGCAUGCCGUGAAGGUUCUCGAACCGAGUCCCGCCCAAAUCCAUGGAGUGCAAGGCCUAUGGGACUCCCCAUUUCCGAAGGAUACGGGCAACCACAGUCGUAUCGCCGUGUGGAGCUUGUCCCAGACCAUCGACCCCAGGAUCAGCCUCAGUUCCGUCGGGACUAUCUGCCAGUGGAACAGCCCCCUGUUGUAGGGCACCAGUGGGGAAGGAACCCGCUUUCUUAUCCCAAUGCACAACAGCAUGGCCUAGAAACAAGGUCAGUCUUGGGUCGACAGCAUGUCAGCGGACCACAUGAGCCCCAGUCUCAGGCUGGACUUUCCAGUCCGAGUAUUGUUGUCUCGGAAGGCGAUCGGACUUUCAGAGCGGCUCCAGCCGUUUCCAAUUCUGGACCGUGGCAUCCUUACCAUGGUGAUCGUAGUCUCCGUUUGGACCGUGUUCCGAAAGAGUCGCGGACCAUUCGGCACCGCAUUGAUGGUCGCCCUUUACCAGAGAACCUCCACUCAGACAGAAACCUGUAUGCCAAUGACUUCGUCCGGCAUAUUGACCACCGUGAGCCCCUUCCACUUGAAUACGCUGCCAAGCGUACAGAACCCGAGGCCAAGCCCAUUGGAGACCCUUCUCCGUCUACCCGGACUAGAAAUCUUGAUUAUGGCACAAAGAAUCUAUCCCAGACCCAGGUUUCGUCGGAUCAACGUGGUCCAUUACCCACCGGACCGCGAGUAGCCUCUUCCCAUGACCACCUUCGCACCUUUUCAGACUCUGUAGGAAAGAUCCAGCCUCGCGUGUCCCCCCCUCAGAUCCCUCGUGAAAGACCGGCCAGUGGCGGGUUCAAAUCCUCACGAUCAUCCUACAACCCUCCCUCUUCCCAGACUACAGAGCAAGAUCGCCCAGUCUACGUUCAAAGGGUUGAACCACGCCCACCCCAUUCCAUCCUUGAUGGAAGACAUUUUGUCAUUGUUGAUUAA
Penicillium griseofulvum is the source of this 2223-nucleotide messenger RNA. RefSeq lists its product as uncharacterized. The transcript has 4 exons. NCBI's taxonomy places the organism in Eukaryota, Fungi, Ascomycota, Eurotiomycetes, Eurotiales, Aspergillaceae. Bases 1 to 2223 code for a protein of 740 amino acids. The record is from RefSeq and is a predicted model, not a curated record.